UCGCUAUCAUACAGUGCUCUCCAGUUCCCCCACUCCACCUCCAAACUCCAGUCCAGUUUCGGAACGCCGGGCGGGCAGCGCCGCCGUAGGAUGAGCUUGGCGUCAGUCGUUUCUUCCGCGAGGACGUCCCCGGCUUUCGCGAGGGACACCGCCGGCUCCUGCCGUCGUGACUGCACGCGCCACCUUCCGCUCGGCGGCGUGCAGGUGCCUUCCGCGUGCCAAUUAGCCUGCCGCUUCACGCGCAGCGCCGCGCGGCGGCUGCCAGUCGCUCUUGCGACUGGAGGCGGUGCAGUUGGUGAUGCUUUUGUUACUGAGGGCUCAACAAAUGUGAAGUUUCCUCGGGAGUUAAUAGUUCCAGGCUACACAGGCUCUUUGGUUAUACUUGGCACAGGUUACAGAGAUAAGUUCUUUGUCAAACUAUAUGCUGCCGCAUUCUAUGUGGAUUACUCACUUGGCAUUGACACUGAGCAAUGGAAAGAAAAGAUUGGUAUUGAGAGCUUUGAUUCUAACUCUGUUUUUGACUCCAUUUUUAAAGCACCGGUUGUGAAAUCAUUGAGUAUUAUUCUUGUUAGAGAUGUUGAUGGCAAGACCUUUGUGAAUGCUUUGAAUGAUGUCAUUGCUCGCAAAAUAAAAAAACCAAACGCUGAGGAAGAAUCUUCCCUGUCAACGUUCCAGAAUACAUUUCUUGGGCGCAAUCUCAAACAGGGCACAAGCAUAUAUUUAACCUGGAUGGAACCCUCAAGAAUGCUGAUCUCCAUUUCAGAAAAUCAAGAUCCAAGUCAAGUCGAUGCAGAGAUAAAAUCUGCUACUGUUAAUUAUGCUGUAUACGAUGGUUUCUUUGGUAAUUCUCCGGUGUCCCCUUCUCUGAGAUCAUCUACUGCUCAGUUGCUGGAAGCUCUUCUUACGAAGUGACAGUAAACGGUCCUUUUUUCCCAAGAAAUGCAGGAUGUCUGGGCACCCGUGAUUAAUAGCCUCUUAGAUACAGGAAACUGGAGUAAUUUAAUUAUGAGACAGCUCAUAUGUAAUAUUUUUUGCCACACUUGAUGAGAUAUCACUACACCAAAACAGCUCAAAUUCUUUGGCCA
Molecule: messenger RNA, 1085 nt
Organism: Panicum hallii
Lineage: Eukaryota; Viridiplantae; Streptophyta; Magnoliopsida; Poales; Poaceae
Product: fatty-acid-binding protein 3, chloroplastic
Exons: 5
Coding region: 91-912 (273 amino acids)
Biological process (GO): fatty acid metabolic process
Cellular component (GO): chloroplast stroma
Molecular function (GO): intramolecular lyase activity; fatty acid binding
Source: RefSeq, a predicted model, not a curated record